Molecule: messenger RNA, 960 nt
Organism: Penicillium odoratum
Lineage: Eukaryota; Fungi; Ascomycota; Eurotiomycetes; Eurotiales; Aspergillaceae
Product: amidohydrolase family protein
Exons: 1
Coding region: 1-960 (319 amino acids)
Biological process (GO): secondary metabolic process
Cellular component (GO): cytosol; cytoplasm
Molecular function (GO): hydrolase activity; carboxy-lyase activity
Source: RefSeq, a predicted model, not a curated record
AUGUUACCUCUGAUUACACUCGAAGAGCACUACGUCUCACCCACAGUUCGAGCAGCUCAAACACACGACGAAUUCGCCACCUUCCCGCCAGACCUCGUGCGGAAACUAAACUCCCUCGACAAUGAACGUAUUGACGACAUGGACAAAGGGAAGGUAUCCCUCCAAGUAAUUUCCCAUGGCCCAGGAGACAGACCAGCAGCCCUAUGCACAGAAGCAAACAACGACCUCGCAUCAGCAAUUUCCAAUAACCCAAGUCGACUAGCCGGAUUCGCUCAUCUUCCAAUGGGCGAUCCGACCGCCGCAGCAACUGAGCUUGAGCGCUGUAUCCGCCAACUCGGCUUCGUCGGUGCUUUAGUCGACAACCACUUAAACGGUACAUUCUACGACAACGAGAACUUCUGGCCUAUCUUUGAACAGGCACAGACUCUCGAUGUUCCGAUCUAUAUCCAUCCCUACUGGGCAGCGGAUAGUGCAUUGGAACACUACCGCGGGAACUACGAAGAGUCGGUUGCCGUCGCGUUAAGUGCGUAUGGCUGGGGCUGGCAUUCUGAGACAGGGCUCCAUAUUUUGAAAUUGUAUGCGAGUGGACUCUUUGAUCGGUUCCCCCGGCUGAAGAUUAUUAUUGGGCAUAUGGGUGAGAUGCUUCCUUUUCAGCUGGAGAGGGUGAUCAAGGUUUCUGGGAGAUGGGGGAAGACUCGGGGGUUUGAGGAGGUUUGGAGAGAGAAUAUCUGGAUUACUACCAGUGGGAUGUUUUCACUUCCACCGUUGGCUUGUCUUUUGCAGACAACGUCAAUUGACCAUGUUUUGUACAGUGUUGAUUAUCCGUUUUCGUCGAAUGAGACGGGUCUGGCGUUUUUCGACCAGGUGAAGGAGAGUGGGUUGAUCACUGGGGAGGAUUUGGAGAAAUUUGCUUUUAGGAAUGCGAAGGCUUUGCUUCGUGUGCGAGCCGAGGCUCAAUAG